Manihot esculenta (cassava) is the source of this 6270-nucleotide messenger RNA. RefSeq lists its product as uncharacterized. The transcript has 8 exons. The record is from RefSeq and is a predicted model, not a curated record. Lineage: Eukaryota; Viridiplantae; Streptophyta; Magnoliopsida; Malpighiales; Euphorbiaceae. Gene Ontology annotation, molecular function: ADP binding. The coding region runs from base 368 to 5842 and encodes 1824 amino acids.
UCAUUUAGUGAUUAGUUAUUAAAUGGAAAUAUUUGUAUAUAUGAAAUUCAAUUAAAUAAAUUGAAUUUGAAUUAUGGUUCAUUAGAUAAUUGAGUUUUAUGUCCGCAAUUGAAGUUUAUAUGUUGAUUUUGAAAAUUUGGCUAAAAUUGCACCAAAUUAAAAGUUGGGACGAUAAAUAAAAAAUUGAAAUGUUUGGACUAAAAUGCAAAAAUAUGUUAUGUUGACAUUUUAUUUUAUUCAAUUGGCCUGCAAUAUAUUAUUAUAUAUUUCAAUUUCUAACUAUAGACAAAGGCCUUGUCUAAUCCUGCAUUGAAAUGAACGAUCCCCUUUAACACAUCUUCUAGGUAUUGUCUUUGACUCUUGCUUUAUGUGUAUGCUUGAUUUUUAUGCAUUCAGUAAUCCUCUCAUUUCUCUUGAAGAUCACUGCAUCUUUGCUAAUCAAGAAGACACAAACUUGGUCGAUAAAGCCAUUUUCUUCUCUAUUUAUUUGCAUAAAUGUUUCAGAUCUAGAGAUAGAGAAAGGGUGAGAGAAAUGGAGUACUGUAUUGCAAUUGGAAGUGCUGUUGCAGGUGAAAUUGCAAAAACUUUGCUGGCUCCAAUCACUGGAUCUAUUGGCCACCUAUUUUCCUGUAAUACUGACAUAAAAAAGCUGGAAAAGGAGCUUAAGAAACUGGUUGAUAAGAAGGCAACUGAGGUGGACCCUCGUGUGCGUGAGGCUGAAAGGAACUUGGAAAUUAUUUCUGUGUCUGUAAUUUGGUGGCAAAAGGAGGUGGAUGACAUCAGUCAAAAGGGCAAAGAAUUUCUUGAAAAUGACAUCGAAGUGAUCGGCAAGUGUUUCAACGGGCACUGUCCAGAUCCAAAGUUGCGUUAUUCCUUGAGUAGGAAAGCUAAGAAGAUGACCAAAAAGGUUCUUGCUCUGCUUCAGGAAGCUGCAAAAUUCGGUGAAAUAGCCCAUCCUGGUCCUCCAGCAAAAAUAGGAUCCAUCUUUAUCACCGAAGGCAUUAGGGAUUUUGAAUCAAGGGAAUCAAUUAAGAAUGAAGUCUGGGAGGCAUUGAAGGAUGACAAGCUCACCAUGAUCAGUAUAUGUGGAACUGGCGGUGUGGGUAAAACCACCAUGGUAAAAAAGCUUGUGCAAAGAAUCGAAAGAGAGAAAUUGUUUGAUGAGGUUGUGAUGGCAGUAGUGUCCCAAACUCCUAAUAUCAAAAAGAUACAAUAUGAUAUUGCAUCUUGCUUGAGUUUGAAAUUGUGCGAUGAGAGUGAGUUAACAAGUGCAGGCAAGCUUCGUCAGAGGUUUAUAAACUGUGGUAAGAGGAUUCUCUUAAUAUUGGAUGAUGUUUGGAGUGAGUUGGAUUUUGAAAGAAUAGGACUUCCGCCUAGGGGAGAGAGAAAGGGACACACAAUUAUGUUGACUUCACGUAACAAAGAUGUAUGCAAUAAAUUGGGAAGUGAAAAGAAUUUCCCUAUGGAUGUUUUAACAAAUGAAGAAGCUUGGGAUCUUUUUGAAGAGAUCGCAAGCAUUUCCAUUGACCAGGAUUUGCAUCACACGGCAACUGAGAUUGCCAAUGAAUGUGGAGGCUUACCUAUUGCUAUUGUGACUGUUGCAAAGGCGUUAAAAAACAAAAUGAGAAACAUUUGGGAUGAUGCGCUCCAGCAGCUAAAGAAUUCUAAUCUGCAAGGUGUAUCAGGAGAUGCGUUUUCGAAAAUUGAAUUAAGUUACAAGUUUUUGGAACAUGAAGAGGCCAAGUUAUGUUUUUUGCUUUGUAGCUUGUUCCCCGAAGAUUUCAACAUUCGGGUUGAAGAUUUGGUUAGAUAUGGAAUGGGCCUACGGUUGUUUAAAAAUGUUGAUAAUGUGCACCAAGCAAGAGAUAGGGUCUAUGCGCUUAUUUAUGAACUUAAAGAAUCAUUUUUAUUGCUUGAAGGUGAUCACAAAUGGUAUGACUCGGUAAAAAUGCAUGAUAUUGUCCGUGAUGUAGCCAUAUCAAUUGCCUCCAGAGAUAAGCAAUGGUACAUGUUACAAACCGAUGCUAGAAUAAAAGAGUGGCAAGAGAAAGCUGGGUACAAAAAUUGCACUGCAAUUUCUCUUGUAUGUGAAAAAAUCAUUGAACGCCCUAAUGAUUUUGAGUGUCCGAAGCUUGAACUCUUACAACUUUCGUAUGAUUGUCAAUCACAAAGUCUUCCAAACAACAUUUUUGGAGGGAUGAAAGAACUCAAAGUUCUAGCUUUGGCUUUGGGUAUCCCAUCACUGCCACCAUCACUUGAUGUACUGAAGAAUCUUCGAACCUUGCAUCUUGAGAAGUUUGACUCAGAAGAGAUGCAUACCAUUGGCACUCUAGUGAAGCUAGAAAUACUCGAAAUUGCUACUUGUUAUUUACACGAGUUGCCUGGAGAAAUAGGACUUCUGAAAAAUCUAAGGUUGCUGGACUUGAGGGGCGUCAUUAACCUGAGAUACAUUCCACCAGGCCUAUUAUUAGGGCUGUCCAGACUAGAAGAGUUGUAUGUGACGGACAAGUUCAUGAUGAAGUGGCAAUCCAAGGAAGAUGGAAAAAAAACCAAUGCAAGCCUCAGCGAGCUAGAGACUCAUCAUAUAACUGCAUUAGAAAUUACUGUACCAAAAGCCUCCAUUUUGCCUAAAGAUUUGGUGUUUAGAAACUUAAUAAGAUUUAAAAUUUUUAUAGGCCAUAAAUUUGCAUACGGAUCAUUAAUUGACAGAGAUUCAGUGAAUGUGUUGCAUCUUGAAGGAGAUGCUAGUGAUAUCAAAGGAACUGAGAUCUGUGCUUGGUUGAUGAGGAAAGCUGAAGUCUUGAAUUUGAUAGAAGUACAGAAUUUGAAGAAAGUUCUCUAUGAGCUAGAAGAUUAUGAUUUUCCAGAUAUGAAGAGAACACCUUUUCAUGAGUGUGUUGGACAAGAAUUCUUAGUUGAUGCACUAGAGAUUGUUCCACGAUCACGUGAAAUUCAGCUUUCAUAUUUCAGGAACUUGAGAGAAGUAAAUAUACGAUCAUGUGGUAAGUUGAAGUACUUCAUUCCAGUAUCCAUGGCUAGAGGAUUGAGCCAGCUUCAUAGAAUACUCAUAGCAGGGUGUCAAGAGAUGGAGGCAGUUUUCCACAAAACUGAAGCGGAUGAUGAGAUUGAGUUUCUUGAACUUGUAGCUUUGAAGCUGGAUCACCUUCCAAAAUUCCUUGGUUUCGUCAUCAAUCCAUCAUUGACCUCCAAGGAUAUGGAACAGCCAGGUACAUCUCAAAUGGAUAAUAGGACAGAAACCAAGUAUCCUCAAAAUCAAGAAAGGACUGGACUGGUAGAAAUGAUUUCCACGUUAUUUUCAUCACUUUGUCCACGACUGCCAAAUUUGCAGGAGCUUAACUUGCAUAGUUGUGGUUUGCUAAAAAUAGUUUUCCCUCCCUCUGUAGCCCAACAGCUGGUGCAGCUUAAAAAGUUAAUUAUACGUGGAUGUCCUGAGAUGGAAUAUAUUGUUGCAGAACCACAAGAAGAAGAGAAAAACAAGAGAAUAAGCAAAAUAGUGUUUCCUAACCUAAUUUUGCUUGAUUUUCAUGAGCUGCCAAAGCUAGUGGCUUUUUGUCCCGAUAGUCAUAUUUCUUUUGACUGGCUUUCAUUAAAAGAGCUGACAUUAAUUUGUUGUCCUGAAAUGAAGACAAUUUGUGCUACAAUUCCAGGCUCAUCAGCAUUGAAUAAGAGUUUUGAUCAAAGUGACAUUAUUGGUGGCAAGAAAAUCAUGCCUCGAGGAGGCUUAUUUAAUCAAGCAUUGGUAAGAAGAGGACGAGAGCAACAAAACUUUUCCAGCAGAAAGGAUAUCUAUCAGCCAGGAACAUUUCAAAUGAACAAUGAAAACCUUCAUUCAAGUAUUGAACCAGUGGACAUGAUUUCCAUAUUCCUUCCAUCAAAUCGGCUACGAUUGCAAAAUUUGCAAAUGCUUCAUUUGGGCGGUUGUGAUUCAGUAAAAGUGAUUUUUCCUCCCUCUGUAGCCCAACAAUUGGUGCAGCUUCAAUAUUUAAAUAUUCGUAUGUGUUCUGCAAUGGAAUACAUUGUUGCAGAAACAGAAGAACAAGAAAAAAACAAGGGCACAAACAAAAUAGUGUUUCCUAACCUCUCUUUAAUUGAACUUGUAAGACUACCAAAACUGGUGGCUUUUUGCCCUGACGUUCAUGUUUCUUUUGCUUGUCCCUUGUUAAAAAGGCUGAACUUGUAUAGUUGUCCCAAUAUGAAGACGUUGUGUUUUGCAAUUCCAAGCUCAACAGUUUUGAAUGGAAGUGUUGAUCAUAUCCCCUCUAACAAUGGACUUGAUGGCAAGCCUAUACGUAGCUCAAUAGUUCGAGGGGUUCUAAGACGAGGAAGGGAGCAAAAAUAUGUUUCCAGAAACGAGGUUUUGCUAAUCAAGAACGAGGAGGAGGAUCCAUCUCUUAGCCAUAUUGAUGAGAAGAGAGAGGCAUGUUAUGCAUUUCCUUCCAAAUUGAUUGAAGGUUUUCCAAAUUUGGAAAACCUUAGAGUGGAGAAUUCAGAUACAUUGGAAGUGAUAUUUUCAUUUGAGGGGUUGAUUCUCCAGGAGUACCAUACUUCUACGGGAAUCCUCAAUUCUUUAAAAGAGUUGCAGCUAAGUAGUUUAUCGAAGUUAAUGCAUAUAUGGUUCAAGAUUCCACUGGAAGUAUCAGCCUUUCAAAACCUACAAGUGCUGAAGAUAAUCUCUUGUGACAAUUUAACAUAUCUUUUCUCACCUUACUUGGUCAAACUUUUAGUGAUGCUGCAGCAAAUAGAGGUUACUAGCUGCCAAAGGAUGAUGGAAAUUAUAGCGAAAGAGGAUGAAGAAGAAGAACAAGAAGCAAACAUGAACAAGAUUGUUUUCCCUCAACUAAGGUCUCUGAUAUUUGCAAAUUUACCCAAUCUCAAGAGUUUCUACAGUGGAACUUAUGCUCUUGAAUUGCCAAAGCUAGAGAAACUAAAAAUAAGGGAUGAGAACUAUCCAUUAAUAGGAGACCUUAAUGCAACUGUGAAAGAAGCGAUGUUGACAAGAAUACUCACCCAUUGCAAGAAAACUCUGAGAAGGAUAGAGGAUGGCCAAGAAUCAGAAGGCCAUUUAAGCAACAUACGUGUUCUGGAAGUAGAAAAAUGUGAAAAUUUGGUGAAUUUGAUUCCCUUCAAUUUUGUAGAGUGCCUCCAAAAGUUGGAAAAGCUUAUCGUGUGCAAUUGUGGUUCGUUGAUGGAGAUGUUCGAGUACCAAGGAAUGGAUACUGAGGGAGGAAAUCUUGUAACAUUCCCUUGCCUUGAAGAAGUCCAUCUGGCAGACCUACCAAAACUGAUGCACAUAUUCAACAAAAUUCCAGAAAAUUUCAUUGGCUUUCAGAAGCUGAUAAAGCUACAAUUUCAUACUUGUGGCAGUUUGAGGAACGUAUUCUCAGUUAUUGUGGCCAAGGGUCUUGUACAACUCCAAGAACUAGAUAUAAAGAGCUGCAAUAUGUUGGAGGAGAUAAUAGUUGCAGAAGAGGAUGAAAAAGAAGAUCAAUCAAACAAGGAAAAAAUUGUACUCCCUCAACUAAGGUCUUUGCGACUUCGAAAUUUACCCAAUCUUAAGAGUUUCUACAAUGGAAUUUAUGCUCUUGAAUUUCCAUUAUUAGAAAUUCUGAAUUUUUGGGUAUGUAAUGGGAUGAAGACAUUCUCUUAUGGAUCAUUAAGCAUGCCAAAGCUAAAAGAAGUUAAAAUAAAUUAUGGGUUUCAUCAAUUAACGGGAUCUCCAGACCUUAAUGCAACAAUGAGUCAAUUACUCUACAUGAAAAAAGAGGAACUUGAUGUUACUAUGGAAGAACCUGACACUAGAUGUUACUAUGGAAGAACCUGACUGCUGACACUAUAUUUAGGUGGAAUUAUAGAAGUGACUACUGAAAGGAGGUGUGAGCGACAACUUAAAGGGGAUUCAAAAUAGAUGGAUUCUUAUUGAGAAGACUGGCAAGCAUAUAGAGAGUAAUCGCUAAACCAUUGACAGUGAAGAGAGUAAACAGAGUGGUUCAGCCAUGAUUAGGCAAGAGAGUAAUGACAGUUAGGUACAUUUGAUGUCUCAUUUGCACUCAACUAUGGUGCAUAAGCAUUCUGGGCAUUACUUUUGCUGCAUAUGGUCUCUUUUAACGCGUGGCAUAAGCUAGAUGGCUCGGUAGCAACUAAGGUUGAUGAAAUAAUUAAUAUUAAGUAAUAGGUUGCUUUGAUUUACCUUUGUACUUAAUUUAAUUGAUUUAUUUGGUUAAUAAUUUAAUUUUAAUUACCAAAAUUUAG